Messenger RNA from Penicillium canariense, 1662 nucleotides. Its product is annotated as nitrogen permease regulating protein NPR2. The coding region runs from base 1 to 1662 and encodes 553 amino acids. Lineage: Eukaryota; Fungi; Ascomycota; Eurotiomycetes; Eurotiales; Aspergillaceae. The record is from RefSeq and is a predicted model, not a curated record. Gene Ontology annotation, cellular component: vacuolar membrane; GATOR1 complex. The transcript has 4 exons. Gene Ontology annotation, biological process: negative regulation of TORC1 signaling; positive regulation of autophagy. Gene Ontology annotation, molecular function: GTPase activator activity.
AUGAUCAGGGCAAUCUUCUAUAGCAAAUUCGACACCCAGGAGGGUCCUAAAGUCGUCCAUCAAGUCCCCGACGGUGCCAUCGUACCCUCCUCCACCGCUCCCGCGCAGCCCCUCUUCCUAACCUUCUCUGACGUCUCCUUCUUCGUGAUCCCCCGCCAGGAGCUUUGCGGUAACCUGCUGCAGGUUUGUACAAAUGGUUACCGUAUCCUGGGGUAUCCAAUAUGCAUGAAAUCGGACCGCUACGCUCGCAAUGAGUUCAUCUUCAAUUUCUGCAUCGUGCUGACUGAGGAGGAAGACUUUAGUCAGUACAAGAGUGUGGUGCAGAAGCUGGCAGAUUUGAUGCACGCCUUGGAAGAACAGAACGGGUUCUUGUCGAGGGACUUCUCGAAGAGUGGCGAGGGAAAGGUGUAUAGUCUUUGCGAGAUGUUGAUGGAAGAUUUGAAUAAUUAUUGCGAAUGCAUGAUUCCUAUUGAUGAGCUCAACACUUUGAACAUCAAGUUGUUCCCCAUCUAUCCCUCCCCGCCGCCAGUCAAGGCGUGGCAGGUGCCUUUAUUCACGGUACGGUACCAGGCCUUCAUGGACGAGAACUGGGACCUGUCCCUGCAACGGAUAGUGCCGUAUAUCAAUGGCGUCAACAGCGUCCGUAUCAUCUCUAUUCUCGCAGACACCGACUUCUCUCUCACCUGCCGUGCAAUCCGACACCUGUUGUAUUACGGCUGUCUCUUUCUCUUGGAUAUCUUCUCUUUCUCAGCCAUAUACGCGCCAACGGCGCAGUUCAGCUCCGCAAUCGGCUCGGACGAGGCCAUGCAACUCGAGUGUGCGCGUUAUGUAAACACGCGCUUCGCACCACAUCCUCCCAUCGGCCCUCAGUCACCACUCCCGUCGCAGAUAGCUCCAGCAGCAGCGGCAUCCAGUGCCGGCAGUCCUGGCGGUGCUGGGCCUCUAUCAAGUCCGCUCACCGAUGCCGCCCCUAGCCUGUCUCGCGACGACUCCCGCUUCGACGCGGAGGAAAUAUGGCCAUUGAUGGGCGAUCUAGAAGACGCGCCAAACGGCAGCCGCAAAGUUGCCGAGACACCCGAGAAUGACACGGUACCUGCGGGCCAAGGGCCCCGCGUCGUCGAUGGCGUAGGAAUCGUCGAACUCUACGCGGGCCUGAAACAGGGCCAGAGCGUGAAACAGUGGUACGCGCAACACAGCCGCGCGCUCGCUAACAUCGAUAUCCGCCGCUUCAUCACUUUUGGCGUGAUCAAGGGCUUCCUUUACCGCGUGCACAAGUACGCUUGCGCCACUGGCCAGCCAGCUCCGGCACCACGCUCCUCAUCUGUCGUCCCCGUCAACCUUUCCACCGGCCCAUCGUCCCGUACCACAACCGGUAACAACACGCCCUACGCGGCAUCCAGCGUCGGGGACGACGCGCCUAUCUCCGCCCGGCGAGAUGCCAGCCGUGAACGUGCGGCGUCCUUCCAUAGCGGGAGCCGCGGUGGGACUGGGUCUGGGAGUGCGCCGUCUGGGCUGUAUGGGGACGAGGAGAAUGAGAUCGAUGAUCGGACGCUUUCGAAGUAUCUUGACGGAACGCACAGCUUCGAUCAAAUAUGUACAGAGUUGGAGAUUAGUGAGCGAGAGUUGACUGUUAGACUGAAGCGGUACCCGGGGAGGUACUGA